CAACAUUGAGGAGCUUUAUCACCUGUUCAGACCGACUAAUCGCGAUACAAUGGCGCUGAACGUACUGAGCUUCAUCAACUUUCAAGGAAUCAAAGCGGAUUUGUUGUCCAAGAACUUCAGCGUGUAUGGACAAUGGAAUGGUCUUCUCUGUGUCAUUCUCUGCCUGGCACUCGGUAUUGCGAAUCUGUUUCAUGUUAACGCUGUGAUUGUGUUUGGUAUCAUCGCGAUAGUACAAGGGCUGGUUCUUCUCUUUGUCGAGAUCCCAUUUCUCCUCAAGAUCUGUCCAAUGUCCGAUAAUUUCAAUGCCUUUAUCAAAAGAUUCAACCAGAAUUGGCCAAGAGCCAUCUUCUACUUGGGAAUGUCCGUCAUCCAAUGGUGCUCGAUCAUUCUGAUGACAACGUCUUUGAUUGUGCCUGCUAUCUUCCUCCUGUUCAGUGCCAUCUUCUACGCAUUGGCUGCUAUGAAGCAUCAACAGUUCCAGAACUCUGCAGGCAAUGUCAUGCACACUGCUGAAACCUUUCCAACUGAUGCUGCAAUCAGAGAGAUCUUGUAA
Williopsis jadinii is the source of this 553-nucleotide messenger RNA. RefSeq names its product Tvp18p (gene TVP18). Gene Ontology annotation, biological process: vesicle-mediated transport. Gene Ontology annotation, cellular component: Golgi membrane. The record is from RefSeq and is a predicted model, not a curated record. Bases 50 to 553 code for a protein of 167 amino acids. NCBI's taxonomy places the organism in Eukaryota, Fungi, Ascomycota, Saccharomycetes, Phaffomycetales, Wickerhamomycetaceae. The transcript is spliced from 4 exons.